AUGAGUUACAUGGUGCCAACAGCUAAAAGCAACCAGAUACACACUGCAAAGUUAUCUCUGUCCGAGGAGUUUCGCAUAGGCCCCGAUGAAAUAACUUGCGAAUCCUUUGGAAGGAUCGGGAUAUUUGAAGAUUCUACAUAUAGAUUGACAUUGGAUGUUAUUCGUCCAUAUACCGAAAGUAUUUUGAAAGAUCUCUCGAGUGUUAAAUAUCCAAUAUAUUUUGCUACUACUAUUAAAACACAGAUUUGUCGGGACUGGACUUUACUUCACGAAUAUAGACCAGCAAAUGACGAACGAAAAGCUAAUGCUGAAACCAAUUCAGCUGGCACCAUUAUCGGAUAUGGGAGCUUGAAGGUGACAGAUGGGAAGGAACGCUGGAAGAUUUUCAACGUUGCCUAUGUCCCCGAGGCUAAGCUUAAUAUGAUAAACCCUGACUUGUUCCUAUUCUCUGAUAGUGACUCGGUUUUCAUUAAAAAAUCUGGUAUUUACCAUUCCAGUCUUGGAAGGAUUGGAGUCUCUGAGGGCAGCUCCACGAGAUUGUUUAGAUCAACAUUAGGAGUCAUUCCUCCAAUAAACCACGCCAAUCACGGAUCAAGGAAGUGA
Hemisphaericaspora subhashii is the source of this 603-nucleotide messenger RNA. RefSeq lists its product as uncharacterized. The transcript is spliced from 2 exons. The record is from RefSeq and is a predicted model, not a curated record. NCBI's taxonomy places the organism in Eukaryota, Fungi, Ascomycota, Pichiomycetes, Serinales, Debaryomycetaceae. The coding region runs from base 1 to 603 and encodes 200 amino acids.